Polyodon spathula (Mississippi paddlefish) is the source of this 3437-nucleotide messenger RNA. Its product is annotated as ras association domain-containing protein 8-like. Gene Ontology annotation, biological process: signal transduction. The record is from RefSeq and is a predicted model, not a curated record. Lineage: Eukaryota; Metazoa; Chordata; Actinopteri; Acipenseriformes; Polyodontidae. The transcript has 5 exons. The coding region runs from base 347 to 1609 and encodes 420 amino acids.
UGCAGCACUUUCAGGAAAUGGUCUGAGGUUACAUUAAAUCCCAUUUAAUAAAUGCUAGUGGCAUCCAACAGUGUGACUGAGUUAGUUGUGGGCUGGGCAGUUGCUUACUAGUUAGGAGAAGGAGGGUCUUCUUGGAGAAAUAGGAGCUCUUUGGUCAUGUAUUGUUCAGAGGAGUAGUAGUAGGGGCUGUGUGUGUCUGUGCUGGAAGCUGGGAGAAUUUGAGAGCUAAUAAAGUUGCAGGAUGCUAGAGAAGCGGCUCUUCCCACAGUCCCCUGGCAUGGAGGAAUGACGUGUGGUCCCUGAAAAGCUGAAGUUUGGCAGCACUUUGCUAAUCUAAUGGUACAUCAUGGAGCUGAAAGUAUGGGUAGAUGGGGUCCAGAGAAUCGUCUGUGGAGUAACUGAAGCCACAACCUGCCAGGAGGUGGUGAUUGCUCUUGCUCAGGCUAUUGGUCGGACUGGAAGGUACACUCUGAUAGAGAAAUGGAGGGACACAGAGAGACACUUGGCCCCAUAUGAGAACCCUGUUGUCUCCCUGAAUAAAUGGGGACAGUACGCCAGCGACGUGCAGCUAAUCCUGAAGCGAACUGGACCUUCCUUGAGUGAGAGGCCAACCUCUGACAGCAUGGCACGCAUACCGGAGAGGACUUUGUACAGGCAGAGCCUCCCACCCUUAGCCAAGCUCAGGCCUCAGAACGACAAGUCACUCAAAAGGAAGGAGCCCAAACGGAAAUCAUUAACUUUUACUGGAGGUGCCAAAGGACUGAUGGACAUAUUUGGAAAGAGCAGAGACACGGAGACGAAGCAGAAAGUGUUGAACAAUAACUCCUCCAAGGCCGGCACCGAGGAGCUGAGCAAGCUGAUUCAUCUCCAGAAGGAGAAGCUGCAGGCCCUGGAGAGACAACUGGAGAGCUACGAGGUGGAGCUGUGUUUCUGGGCAGAGAGGAAUAACAAUGGGCUAGAACAAGAGAUCAUAAGGUUGGAGAAGAAGGUGAAGAAGAACGAGGUGCAGAUCGUGGAAGAGGAGUUCUGGCAGAACGAGCUGCAGAUAGAGCAGGAAAAUGAGAAGCAGCUGAAGGAACAGCUGCAAGAGUUGAAACAGAAGAUCCAGGAGUGUGAGGACAAGCUUCGGGAGUACAUGGCCAAGAUCCAGAGCAUUGAGGCGGGCAUCGAGGCCGAGAAGCUCCAGCAGGAAAUACAGGUGACUCAGCAGGUCAAUAAGGAGGAAGUAAAGGCCAAGAUCCUCAAAGUCAAAGGAGAGCUUCAUAUCCAGGGCCAGAACACUGCCAGGCUGGAAAACGGCUGCAGGGCUGUUGAGAGGUCUUUGUGUCAGGCUGCCAAAAGAUUGCAGGAGAAAGAACAGGAACUGGAACAGCUCACCAAGGAGCUGAGGCAAGUGAACCUACAGCAGUUCAUCCAGCAGACAGGAACCAAGGUGACAGUGCUGCCAGCAGAGUCCAAUGAGGAAGAGCCUGCCCCGCUGGAGAAUGAGUCAACAGCCCAGACCAACUCCCUGAAAUGCCAGAGCUCAUCUCGACAACUACCCAGUAAUCUGCGGAUUCUACAGAACCCACUUUCCUCUGGUUUCAACCCUGAGGGCAUCUAUGUAUAAUUAAUGUGUACCUCCAAUUGGAACUUUAACGAGAAGAUUCCAAGGCACCACACCACUUUCUUCCAUUUGCUGCAUGACUUUGCUCUGAAGUAGAAGCCAAAGUAUUACUGUGUAUCGCGGAAGUCUGUACCAGUUGAGCCGUAACCCGUUGCACUGAAGCUAGAGAAAAACUAAGCAUCUCUCCCUGGAGUUCUAAGUAAUAUACAGUGCUGACAAGCUUCCCAAGGGACAAAGCAGUGUUAGCCUACUGGUGGUGCAACCAAAACAUGCAGUAAUGGAAUACAAUUGAUUUGUACAGGAAGCAGAAAAUACAGCAGAGUACCUAUUUUUCCUGUUUGUUUUGUGUUGAGCAUGGCAAUUACAUGUCAAUUAAUGAAGGAGUGUUUCAAACAAUUAAAUAGCUGAUGUUUGCUCAGUAGUGGAAUGGGGGAGUUGGGGGGCUGAUUCUGCUGCAGUUGAAACUUAAAUUAAUUUUAACCAAAUCUGAUGACACUGUGGCCCAUAAGUACCAAAGGUUUGAAAGUUGGGUUAUGGACAGGAAAAGGCGUUUUGAAGCUGCCUGAUUUAUGUUGAACUAAAAAGCCUUAUGUAGUGAUUGUGUGCGUUCUUUUUUUUGUUUGUUUGUUUUGUUUUUUUUAUAAAAAGCUUGGCCUGCUGUAAAUUUACUUUGUGACGUUUUUUUAAAAAAAGAAAAAACAACAAAAAAAAACAAAAACAUUUUAAUAAGUGCUCAGACAAAGUGUGUAAAUAGGUACAGUAUUAAUUGUUUUCAACUGCUACAUCUACAGGGUGUAUUUUUGGCCUGUACGAAAACAUGAAAUUGAUUUAAAUUAGUUCGCAAUAACCAGGAAGAGUGCUGCAGAUUGCUGGGCAAACAUUUCUGGUGUAAACUAAAUUUACAAGUUGUUUGCCUGAGCCAUCAGAUAUCCAGCCAUUGUUAUAAGGAGGAAGGGUCAUUUGCCAUACCCUUAUGAAAAUGAAUGUGAUCACAGUUAAUGGUGGCUGAAAUUUGUAGAAAUAAAAUGGCCUCAAGAAUGGAGUGUUCUCAUGUCAGUAGCUUUCAUGUAAAGUAUAGUAGGAGCUUAAAGAAUAAUAGAUGUGAACAACUAUAACAUGGAUAAGCAGGCCUGCCCAUUCAAAUAACUCAACAUUGAAGCUGUAGUAUAUCGAUCAACAGAUGCCAGGCUAAUUUAAUAUAUAUCUCACCUUGAUUGUCCGGGGUAAGAGUUAUCUGCCUCCUUUGAUUCACUGUAUUAGAAUACAAUUUUAGAACAGGAUAAUUCUGUUUGCAAAAACAAAAUCUUAAUUUGAACACCAAUGUUAAGUCUUGAUACUUGACACAAAAUUAUAUACUGUAUAUGCUAAAGGUACUUUAAGCGAUAAACAAGCUUGCUAGUAGAAGACAUUUAAUUUUUUUUUCCUACAAGCCCAAGAUAUUGGCUGCAGAACGUGCCAGCCAAAUAUUAAUUAAAUAAAAAUCAAAAUAAGCAGAAAGUCUUUGGAAUUAACGUUCUUUCCCAGAACUACAUAGUUUUUUUUUUUUUUUUUUUUUUUUUUUAUUAAGCUACCGACACUGACAGAAAAGGUAAUGUGAUAAUGGAAGUUUGAAAACCUACAAUUCCUGGAAGUUCUUUAAAACAGCUCAUAAGAGAUGACUUCAGAUAACUUGAAUGUUCUGCAGUUUGUUUAUGGGACCAUGCAUUGUGAUGCAUUUUAUAAGCAGGAAGGGAACAGUGGUUCAAAAAUUACUUUUCCACUAAGUUCCCAGCUUUGAAAUUGUUUCACUAAUGAGGAAUAUGUAAUGUAUGUAGAAAGAUUUGUGUGUGCG